This is a messenger RNA of Funneliformis caledonium, 411 nucleotides long. The record is from the annotation of a GenBank genome assembly. NCBI's taxonomy places the organism in Eukaryota, Fungi, Glomeromycota, Glomeromycetes, Glomerales, Glomeraceae.
AUGCCUCGAUCAGUAAUUCUCAAUACUUCAAUGGGAAGAAUUACAAUAGAAUUGUAUGAUGAUCACGCAAAGAAAACCUGUGAUAAUUUUUUUGAACUAGAUUUCAUGAUACAAGGAGGAGAUCCAACUGGAACUGGACGAGGAGGAAGUUCAAUUUACGGUCGCACAUUUGAAGAUGAAAUACAUCCAGAUUUAAAACAUACGGGAGCUGGAAUCAUUAGCAUGGCUAAUGCUGGACCAGAUUCAAAUGGAAGUCAAUUUUUCAUAACGUUAGCACCUACUCCUCAUUUAGAUGGUAGGGUAAGUGAUGGUAUCGAGAUAGUCAAACGUAUAGGUAAAGUUACCGUUGAUCGAGACGAUAGACCAAAAGAAGAUGUGAAAAUUAUAUCUACCCAAGUUAAUGAUGAUUAA